Olea europaea var. sylvestris is the source of this 2128-nucleotide messenger RNA. Its product is annotated as mucin-5AC-like. Gene Ontology annotation, biological process: cortical microtubule organization. The transcript has 6 exons. The coding region runs from base 341 to 1774 and encodes 477 amino acids. NCBI's taxonomy places the organism in Eukaryota, Viridiplantae, Streptophyta, Magnoliopsida, Lamiales, Oleaceae. The record is from RefSeq and is a predicted model, not a curated record. Gene Ontology annotation, cellular component: cortical microtubule.
AUCCUUGUUCAUGCUUCUAAAUCAACUUUUAUAUAUUAGACAAUUACAGCUCAAAAUCAAACUUUGAUUUCAAAUCCUCAGAUUGUUGCGUUGUCUUCUUCACCCACCCCACGGCACCCCAACCCAUAAACAAGGACACAGUGAGAUCCUUAUCAAAGGAAUCCAAAAAAAGACUCCUUGGUUCAUGAACUUCCUUUCUUGUUUCCCUCCCAUAUUUCUCGGGUUCUUAUCUGUCCGUGUAUAGACAUUAUAGUUCUUGAGACAUACUAAAAUAAUACAAAGAUAAACUGCCGCUGUCGGCCUGUUAAAACCAUUUUCUUGGAUUCUCUUUUUAAUAACAAUGGCUGCUUCUGUUCAUUUUAGGCCUCAAAAUAGGGAUCUUGGAAUGGUAAUGAGGCAAGUAGAUGAAGAUCUGGCUAUUUUCUUGGGGAUGAAAAAUUGCGAAAAGGAGAAGAAUGAUCUUCUUGUUCAUGAUUCUAUUGAGUUUAAUCACUCAACAGGUUCGAUGCCUGAUGAUAAUUUCCUUAAUUCGGAGAUUGACAGAAGUGGAAAUGAUUGGCUUCUUACACCACCUGAUAUGUCAUUACUCCCUUCGCUUGAGGUAGGAGUGCAGGAUCUCGUGGUGAGUCUGACUGAACUUCCAGACUUUGGGAGUCCUGUAAAAUCCAAGCCAGAAAACUCUGCUGAAAAAUCAGCUUCUGCUUCUGUGAAUAGAAGGCCUGUAUCUUCAGGUAACCAAAAAUCAACUUCAAGACAAGCAACGCCAACUCGAAGGCCAACUUUGCCUGCGAAAUUGAAGCCUUCACGUCCUUCAACUCCUACAUCAAGAGCCACAUUGCCUUCUCCGAAAAACAUGGCUCCUAUCGUGAGAUCCUCAACCCUAACGAAAACUGCUGCCAAACGAUCUUCAACCCCAUCUGCCCGACCCACAAUAAUGAUCACAUCAAAACCUGGGUCGAGAUCUGCUACACCGACCCGUAAAAUGUCAACUCCGUCAACCCCACCUGGCAUAUCUGCUUCUGAUCGAUCUUCAUCAGGGAUAAAAGUGGACCUCACAAAGAAUCCAGUGCCAUCACGUGGAAUUUCUCCAACGGUGAAAACUAGGCCGUCAAUAUCCUCAGGGAUGCUUGGUGUGUCAAAUGAUACUCCUCAAAAUAUUAGAGCAUUGAUGCAUAAAAGGCCUUCUUCUACCUCAAGGGGACGACCAAGCGCACCGGCCACUCAGUCCUCUUUAGUUCACUCAAGUUCCAAUGGAAAACCAAGACGAAAAUCGUGCUCUCCAGCCAGAGUACGUGCUCCAAAUGGUACUGCUAAUAAAAAUGGUAGCUCUAUACUAUCUAAAAUUCGAGGACAUAACAAUGAUGGAGAUGAUGUGAACCCUGUAUUGAUUGGUACAAAGAUGGUUGAAAGAGUGGUGAACAUGAGGAAACUAGUUCCACCCAAACAAGACGAACAUGUGUCUCAUGACAACCCCAGAAAAUCGUCCCAUGAGAAUUCAGGCUUUGGAAGAUCACUCUCCAAGAAGUCGUUGGACAUGGCAAUAAGGCAUAUGGAUAUUACACGAAGCGUUCACAACAAUUUACGCCCAGUUUUAACUAGCAUUUCAGCUUCGUCUAACUAUGGUGUUCAAUCAAGCUCUGCUAACAGCAGUACAGUCGGGGUGUCAGAGUCUCCUUUUGCCACAAACAGCGAUAGUUCUGAGCUUAGCAUAAAUAACAAUGCCUACUUUCUCAAUGGAGUUGAAGAUGAACACAAUGAAGCUGGCAGCCAAUGAUCGCUAAAACACGAAAUAUUGUUGAGUCUCGACUAUCCUGGAAUCUUGAUCUAGAUGAUGGUGGGAUGUGCAAUGCAUUCGUGAAGAAAACAACUAAGUUAUCGUAGUAUUGCAUUUGGAUUGUGCUUUUUUAUCAAUGACCCUUUGCAAUAUAUUGUGGGAUACCAUGUUGUAAGAUAGGACUUGUGGGUACUUAAAAUUCACAAACUGAAAAGAUUCCUUGGGUUAUAUUACACAACUAGUUUCAUUUAUCAAUUAUGUUUCUUGGCUCAUGUCUGGAAGCCAUUUUCAGCAGAUUUUUAGCAAAAUUCUGCCCGUUAUAUAGUAAAAAGGCUGCUGCAUUUAUUGACCAAA